GGAAAGGGGCGGAGCUGCGGGGUUAGUUGGCAUAGGCUGGCUCCUGCGAGGUGCAGCAGCGCACGUGUUUCAGCCGGAAGCGCCUUAGGAAUCCGGGGGAUGGAAUCCGAAAUGGAAGCGCAGAGCGCCGGGGCAGAGGAGGGCUUUACCCAGGUCACCCGCAAGGGUGGCCGGCGGGCGAAGAAACGACGGGCUGAACAGCUGUCCGCAUCGGGAGAGGGCGGGGAUGCGGGCCGGAUGGACACAGAGGAGGCCAGGCCGGCGAAGAGGCCCGUCUUCCCUCCCCUUUGUGGGGACGAGCUCCUGAGUGGAAAAGAAGAAACAAGGAAAAUUCCAGUCCCAGCUAACAGAUACACACCGUUGAAAGAAAACUGGAUGAAGAUAUUUACUCCUAUUGUGGAACAUUUGGGACUUCAGAUACGCUUUAACUUGAAAUCAAGGAAUGUAGAAAUCAGGACUUGUAAAGAAACCAAGGAUGUUAGUGCUCUGACAAAAGCAGCUGAUUUUGUGAAAGCUUUUAUUCUAGGCUUUCAGGUGGAGGAUGCACUUGCCCUUAUCAGGUUGGAUGACCUCUUCCUAGAGUCUUUUGAAAUUACAGAUGUUAAACCCCUAAAGGGAGACCAUCUAUCCAGGGCAAUAGGAAGAAUCGCUGGCAAAGGAGGAAAAACCAAAUUCACCAUAGAGAAUGUGACACGGACGCGGAUAGUUUUGGCUGAUGUGAAAGUUCACAUCCUUGGCUCCUUCCAAAACAUCAAGAUGGCAAGAACUGCCAUUUGCAACCUAAUCUUGGGAAAUCCUCCUUCCAAGGUUUAUGGCAAUAUUCGAGCUGUGGCUAGCAGAUCAGCAGAUCGAUUGUGAUUUCAAGUCAGAGACUUUUUAUCUUGCCUUUGGACUCUGGAGAAAAAUGCUUUAUGAGUGGUCGGUCACAAGAAACCGUCUGAAGAAUUUCAGUCAUUUGAGGCCUCCGUCCCUUCUUCCAUUCUCAGCCAGAAGCAUAAACAGAAAAGAAAGAUUUAAGAGUAUUCACACUCAACAGGUUUUAGAAUAAAUUAAAUAUCAAAAAUUGAUUCUAUUAUACUUACACAUUAGGUAUAAUUUAUCAUUUAUCUGAAAUUACAUGUAGCAGAUUACAUAGUCUGUAAUCCUCAGAGGGAAACUUCUUUAAAUAAGAAGUUAAAACAGCUCUAUAUGAAUUUAUACUUUUAUAUUUAUAAAUUUAUAACUUCAUAAAAAUGUAUAAACAUUUUCUUCUUUAUAAUUGUAAUUUAAUAGAUUAUCUCAGAAAAACCUCUCUGAAUGAUAACCCUUCCUUACUACUGGGUGAUAUGUAAAUAUUUGUUGGGGGACAGGGUCUCACUUUGUCACCCAGGCUGGAGUGCAGUGGUGUAAUCUCAGCUCACUGCAGCCUCUACUUCCUGGGUUCAAGUGAUCCUCCUGCCCCAGCCUCCCUAGUAGGUGGGACUACAGGUGUCCACCACCAUGCCUAGCUAAUUUUUUGUAUUUUUUGUAGAGAUGGGGUUUCACCAUGUUGACCAGGCUGGUCUCAAACUCCUGACCUCAAGUGAUCCAUCCACCUCGGCCUCCCAAAGUGCUGGGAUUACAGGCAUAAGCCACUGUGCCUGGCCUUGAUGUGUGAAUAUUUGAGAGGUCAUAAGCAGUGGUUUUGGCUAUACUGUACUACACCAUAUACAUCAAUAAGAGCUCAUCUUGGAACCUGUUUUGCAGUUUUAAAAAUUAAAGACCUACAUCACAGGGUUGAUGUGAAGAAAGUUUUAUUUUUCAAAUGAGUAUUUAAUGAAAGUGUACAUAACCAAUGUUGGGUAUACAGAUGCUUCUCAACUUACAAUGGGUUUAUGUCCAGAUAAGCCCAUUGUGAGUUGAAAAGACCAAACGUCGAACAUCACAGCGUAGCCUACCUUAAAAGUGCUCCGAACACUACAUUAGCCUACACUUGGGCAGAAUCGUCUAAUACAAAGCCUAUUUUAUAAUAAAGUAUGUUGAAUGUCUCACGUAAUUUUUGAAGAUUACAUUCAAAGUGAAAAACAGAAUGGUUGGGUACUUGAGGUACAGCUUCUACUGAAUGAAUAAUUCUAAAGUUGAAAAAUAGAACCAUCAUAAGUCUGUUUCCUCUAGUAAAGGUGAGAUAAAUGUUUUUUCCCACCCAAAAAACUAUGCUCUAUAAAUUCAGAUUCGCUAGUUUCUGCAUGUUUAAAUAGUAUGAUUAUACAUUAUAAAAUGGAAGGAACUUACUUUAUUAAACGUGACUUUGAUACUUCUCUUGGGCAUCUCUAAAACCCUUGAUGAAAACGUAAACUUCAAUGAUGGGAGUAUUAGAAAGUUCAUGUAGGAACUAAAAGAAAAAUUGUUAAGCUUAUUUCCUUUCUAUCAGUUACAUAUGCCACUGUUUUAGUUUGUACAGUACGUGGGAUUGGAUAUACUUAAAUGUUUUUAAAAAUGUGAUUCAUUCAUUAAUGCUUUAUCCAACUGGAAAUUGCUGAGUAUGUCCCACCUCCAACUAUUGUUUUAUCCUCUGGCAAUAGCAGCAUGGAGCAAGGAUGUGUACAAUGGUAUCAGAUCCUUUUACUCAUACCUUUUUGAAAAAGAGAUUUGGGACUUUUUUUAUUCUGGAGUCUGUACAGGUUUCCAAAGGUACUUGCCUGCCUUUGUCCUUUACCCAGGAAGUUAAAUUCAAAAUUGUGACCACUUCAUUUACUUUCCUGGGGAAUGGGUCCAUGCCUGUAAUCAGGUUUUCCAAGCACUUGGACUGAACUGAACCAUUGCUAGGUGACCAUAAAUGUUUUGAAUCGACUUUGAAGGAACGGAGGAGGCAGGAAGUUAAAGAAGCAUCAUUUCAACUGGGAAAAUAUGGGUUAUCUGUAUUAAAGGGAAAUAAUGUUUUGGUAUUAUCCAAAUUACUUCCUUUUGAAGAUUUCCUAUGUAAUUACAACUAUCAGUAAUACAAGAGA
Molecule: messenger RNA, 2966 nt
Organism: Rhinopithecus roxellana (golden snub-nosed monkey)
Lineage: Eukaryota; Metazoa; Chordata; Mammalia; Primates; Cercopithecidae
Gene: PNO1
Product: partner of NOB1 homolog
Exons: 7
Coding region: 100-858 (252 amino acids)
Cellular component (GO): nucleolus
Molecular function (GO): RNA binding
Source: RefSeq, a predicted model, not a curated record